AUGGGCUCAAUCGAAGAGACCAACGGCGCCAGCCAAAAGAAACCCAUUACAAUCUUCGGACCGGACUUCCCCUUCGCCUUCGACGACUGGCUGAAAAAUCCCGUGGGGCUUGGCCACAUUCCGCCCGAACAACAUGGCCAAGAAGUAGCAGUCAUCGGCGCCGGUAUGUCCGGCCUCGUCGCUGCGUACGAACUGAUGAAGUUGGGCCUCAAGCCCGUCGUCUACGAAGCGUCGAAACUCGGCGGUCGGCUCCGCUCGCAGGCGUUCAAUGGCACGGAUUCGGUGGUUGCGGAGUUGGGAGGGAUGAGGUUUCCGGUCUCCUCGACGGCUUUCUACCAUUAUGUCGAUAAGCUUGGACUGGAGACGAAAGCUUUUCCGAAUCCGCUCAGCUCGGCAUCGAAUAGCACUGUCAUUGAUCUGGAAGGGAAGACGUAUUAUGCCGAGAAGACGUCGGAUUUGCCGGCGCUGUUUCAUGAGGUGGCUGAUGCUUGGGCUGAUGCGCUGGAGCAUGGAGCGCAUUUUUCGGAGAUUCAGCAGGCGAUUCGGGAUCGGGAUGUGCAGCGUCUGAAGAAGCUUUGGGAUACGCUCGUGCCGCUGUGGGACGAUCGGACGUUUUAUGACUUUGUGGCGACGUCCAAGUCGUUUGCGAAGUUGAGUUUUCUGCAUCGAGAGGUCUUUGGACAGGUUGGAUUUGGUACUGGCGGGUGGGACUCCGACUUUCCCAACUCGAUGCUGGAGAUCUUUCGAGUGGUCAUGACGAAUUGCGAUGAGGACCAGCGGCUUGUCGUCGGCGGAGUGGAGCAGGUCCCGCAAGGAAUCUGGAGACAUGUGCCAGAGACAUGUGCUCACUGGAAAGCAGGCACUAGCCUCAGCUCUCUCCACGGCGGCGCACCACGAACCGGAGUCAAGCAGAUCGCUCACGCCGAAGACGGCAAUAUCACCGUCGUCGACAACUGGGGCGCCGCCCGCACCUACAAAGCCGUCCUCGUAACCUGCCAAUCCUGGCUCCUAACCACCAACAUCGACUGCGAAGAGUCCCUCUUCUCCCAAAAGCUCUGGAUGGCCCUCGACCGCACCCGCUACAUGCAAUCCUCCAAAACCUUCGUCAUGGUCGACCGGCCCUUCUGGAAAGACAAAGACCCGACAACCGGCCAAGACACCAUGAGCAUGACGCUCACGGACCGCCUCACGCGCAGCACGUACCUCUUCGACAACGGCGACGACAAGCCCGGCGUCAUCUGCCUCUCCUACUCGUGGAUGAGCGACGCCCUCAAAAUGCUCCCGCACAGCGUGGAGAAGCGCGUGCAGCUCGCCCUCAACGCCCUCGAGAAAAUCUACCCCAACGCCAACAUCGCCUCGCACAUCAUCGGCGAGCCCAUCACCGUCUCCUGGGAAGCCGAUCCGUAUUUUCUCGGAGCUUUCAAGGGCGCUUUGCCGGGUCACUAUCGCUAUAACCGUCGCAUGUACUCGCACUUCAUGCAGAAGGACUUCCCGGCGGAGCAGAAGGGGAUUUUCAUCGCAGGGGACGAUGUCAGUUGGACGCCGGCGUGGGUGGAGGGGGCGGUGCAGACGAGUUUGAAUGCGGUGUGGGGGAUUAUGAAUCAUUUUGGGGGGAGGACGUAUGAGGAGAAUCCCGGGCCGGGGGAUGUGUUUGAGGAGAUUGGGCCGUUGGCUUUGCCGGAGUAG
Messenger RNA from Zasmidium cellare ATCC 36951, 1686 nucleotides. RefSeq lists its product as uncharacterized. The record is from RefSeq and is a predicted model, not a curated record. Gene Ontology annotation, molecular function: polyamine oxidase activity; L-amino-acid oxidase activity. The transcript has a single exon. Bases 1 to 1686 code for a protein of 561 amino acids. NCBI's taxonomy places the organism in Eukaryota, Fungi, Ascomycota, Dothideomycetes, Mycosphaerellales, Mycosphaerellaceae. Gene Ontology annotation, biological process: amino acid catabolic process.